AUGGCUGUAGACCAUGUGGGUUGGCAGGAGACCAAGCGGCGGGGGACAAGCCAGGCAGAGCAUGAUGGCAACUACUGCGAGAGCUGGCAAACAGGAUCGGAGGCGAUGAGGAUGCUGGUUGACUUUCUACUGGGGAGUUGGCUGCACUGUGAAUUGCCAUCAGGAGGAGCCUUGGACAUAACCACUCUUGUAGCCUACCUCAACCCUUCGACAGAUGCACCACACUUCCUUGUGGAGUUCAUAAAAAGCAGUCCCACGUCUCUAGUUCUCUUACUGGAUCUACUGCCAAGGAAGGACCUUGUGCUCCACCAGGACUACCUUGACACAUUCUACAGUGAUACCAAGUUGGAAAGAUGGCGGCAAGAAUUAGAGAAACUCCCGGAGGUUCAGCCCUACUUCCUUUCCUCUCUUUAUCUGCGUACCUUUUUUUCUCCCACAGCCAAUUUGAUUCGUAUAGAUUGUGGUUUCAAAGAGGGGGAGCCAGUGGAACAGGGCCGCUUGGAUGAGAUCAUACAUGGUCAUAUUGGUCCCAUUGCUAAGGAAGUCUUAGGGAUCUGGUUGGAUCAUUGUGCUUGCAGAGUAGGGGGUAGAGAGGUUGGUGAGUCCGAUAAGGCCCUUUUGAGAAAGAGGGACCAUCUAAUUAAAGACUCUGCAGUAAAAAUCGAUCUUGUCUCCAACUUGCCAAGGUUGUUUGAUCCUGAUGUGGCAAGCCGAGUCAUUAGUGCUAUACAGGAGUUUUUUGAUGUAUAAUAGUUAUGAACUACAAUAAUGUAAAGGGACGGGUAGUAUAUUUAUGGAUUUUCCAUUUUGAGUAUAUAAUUGUCAUCUUCAUCAUUAAUAUCUAAGAGAUUGUGGGAUCUUGUAUGUAGGAGUAUUAGUUUAGAGGAGUUUGUAUCAUGAUUUAUAGGUAGCCACAGUUGUAUUAAUUUCAGAAAUGAAUUGGAAGCUCAAUCCAUUUGAGUGUA
Messenger RNA from Macadamia integrifolia, 965 nucleotides. RefSeq names its product red chlorophyll catabolite reductase. Lineage: Eukaryota; Viridiplantae; Streptophyta; Magnoliopsida; Proteales; Proteaceae. The record is from RefSeq and is a predicted model, not a curated record. Gene Ontology annotation, biological process: chlorophyll catabolic process. Gene Ontology annotation, molecular function: red chlorophyll catabolite reductase activity. The transcript has 2 exons. Gene Ontology annotation, cellular component: chloroplast. Bases 1 to 750 code for a protein of 249 amino acids.